AUGGCUGAAUUCUUACUACCUGGUACCAACAACUUCCGCAAGUUCACUCAGGAAUCCUUGGCUGCCAUCAGAAAGAGAAUUGCUGCCAAGAAGAAUUGUCGAAGAAAUACUAUAGAGCAGAAACCUGAGGUGAAGCCACGUCCCCAGCUUGACCUGAAAGCUUUCCAGAAGUUACCAGCUCUCUAUGGAAAUCCUCCUCCAGAGCUCAUCGGGGAACCACUGGAAGAUCUUGACCCCUACUACAAAGAUCAUAAGGUUUUCAUAGUGCUAAACAAAAAGAAAACAAUCUUCAGAUUUACUGCUACACGUGCCCUGUGGAUCCUCAGUCCCUUCCAUCCAAUACGAAGAACAGCAAUUAAAAUUUUAGUACACUCAUUAUUCACUUUGUUUAUCAUGUGCACCAUUCUAACUAACUGUGUGUUCAUGGCUCUGACUGAGUCCUCAAAGACUACAUCUCCAUCGAAAUUACUCAAGUAUGUUGAAUUUACUUUCACUGGCAUUUACACUUUUGAAUCAUUGAUAAAAAUAUUGGCAAGAGGAUUCUGUCUAAAUGAAUUCACUUUCCUUCGAGAUCCCUGGAACUGGUUGGACUUCAGCGUUAUCGUUAUGGCGUAUGUGGGAGCCUUUAGUACCUGGGGAAGUGUGUCAGUCCUUCGGACUUUCAGGGUUCUGAGAGCUUUAAAAACCAUUUCAGUAGUCCCAGGACUCAAGAUCAUUGUAGGGGCACUUAUCCAGUCUGUUAAGAAACUUGCUAAUGUGAUGAUCCUGACUGUUUUCUGCCUGAGUGUCUUUGCCCUUAUUGGCCUCCAGCUUUUCAAGGGAAAUCUCAGACAAAAGUGUAUCAAGAACACUACAGAGUGUGGUAACAAAACAUGGGAAACCUAUGAAAUGUUUGUUAAUGAUUCAGAUGAUUUUGCUAAGAAAAAUGGCACAUUAGAUAUUUUGCUGUGUGGUUCUGGUGCUGGGGCCUGUCCUCCAGGCUACAAAUGCUGUAAAAUUGGUCCAAAUCCUGAUUAUGGUUUCACCAGCUUUGAUACAUUUGGUUGGGCUUUUCUUUCCUUAUUCCGCCUGAUGACCCAGGACUACUGGGAGCGUCUGUACCAACAGACCCUCAGAGCUUCUGGGAAGGUGUAUAUAGUCUUCUUCAUGAUGGUCAUCUUUCUGGGCUCAUUUUAUCUAGUCAACUUGAUUCUGGCUGUAGUAACAAUGGCAUAUGAAGACCAGAACAAGGCCACCAUUGCUGAAACAGAGGCAAAGGAAAGGAAAUUUCGGGAAGCCAUGGAAUUAUUACAGAAGGAGCAAGAGUCAUUGGGUAUUAAAGGAAUUGAUAUCCUGUCACUUAGCUCCUUUGAAGACCCUUCUCUGUCUACCAAAGAAAUCAAAGAAAGAAACAACAGGAAAAAGAGAAAUAAGUCCUUGGGGAUAGAAGAUAAUGAAGGAGAAGAAGAAUUCCCCAAGUCACAGUCCACAGACAAUCAACGAAAGUUGUCUCUCCUUGGCCUGGUGUAUGGUCCCAAUGCAAGCCAGGGGAGACGCAGACUUAGCCAUGGGAGCGUGUUCAAUUUCCAAAUACCCGCUGCAGAAGCUGAUUCCAGGACGGAUUUUGGUGCUGAGGAAACCCACGGUGCUGGGGGACACAAAAUCCGGUGCCAUUCCCUGUCGGGCACACAGAUUGGAAGACGCUCCAGCUGGCAAAGCCAAAUGAGCCACAGCUCUCACCCCCCUACCCCGAACUGUGUGCAGAGCAAGUGGGCUAGCACGGAUGACUACCAUGGUGUGGUUUUGGGGCUGGGAGGAGGAAGCAGCAGGGUUCACAGUCAAGAUCCAGUGUCUUCUGAAGGACUAGUGCUUCCGCCGGUAAUGGAAGACUCAGGAAAGGGAGAUCUGCCAGCUGUGCAUGAUGAGAGCAGCAUGAUGCAUUUACCUCCUCAUCUGUCAGUGGAGUACUUUAAUGAGGCUCUUCAGAGACAGAGGGCAGCAAGUGUAGUCAGCAUAAUUACCAGUGUCUUGGAGGAACAUGAAGAAGCUCAGCAGAGAUGCCCACCACGCCUAAAGAAUCUUGCUUUAAAGUAUCUGAUUUGGGACUGUUGUCCACUUUGGUUGAGAAUCAAGAAAAAAGUGGCUGCUUUCAUAAAGGAUCCUUUUUUUGAUCUCGCUAUCACUGUUUGCAUUGUGAUGAACACUCUGUUCAUGGCACUGGAGCACAAUAAUAUGUCAGAUACUUUUAAAUUCAUGCUUAAAGUAGGCAACUUGGUUUUUACAGGAAUCUUCACGGCAGAAAUGAUCUUAAAAAUCAUCGCUCUAGAUCCCUAUUAUUAUUUUCAGCAGCCCUGGAAUAUUUUUGACAGUGUAAUUGUCACAUUGAGUUUAAUUGAACUGAGUUUGCCCAGAAGCAAAAACCGGAGGGAAAGGCGAAGAGGAGGAACCCUGUCGGUUUUACGAUCCUUCAGACUGCUAAGGGUCUUCAAACUGGCAAAGUCCUGGCCAACUUUAAACACUCUAAUCAAAAUAAUUUGUAACUCCCUGGGAGCGCUGAGUAAUCUGACCCUCGUCCUGGGAAUCAUCAUUUUCAUUUUUGCCAUAGUAGGGGUGCAACUUUUUGGGAAAAGUUAUAGGCUCAACUGCACUAGAAUAAGCGAAGAUUGCAAGCCACGUUGGCACAUGAUGGACGUUUUCCAUUCAUUCCUCGUCGUUUUCCGAAUUUUGUGUGGAGAAUGGAUUGAGACCAUGUGGGGCUGCAUGGUGGUUGCUGAAGCACCACUGUGUCUUUUUGUCUUUCUGCUGGUCAUGGUGAUAGGAAAUUUAGUGGUUCUCAACCUUUUCAUUGCCCUACUGCUGAGUUCCUUCAGUGCUGACAGUCUCCAGACAACAGAGGAUGAUGGAGAGAUGAACAAUCUCCGGAUUGCCUUUGCUCGGAUCCACAAGGGAUUUCACUUUGUCAAGAGCAAGACGUGGGACACCUGUUGUGCAAAGCUCAGGUAUUUAAAGAAAGCACACAGUAAGAAAAUCAAAUUGACUGCACAGAACUCACUUCGACUCAGGUGUGAAGAAAUAAAAAACCGUAAAGAGAAUUACAACAAUAAAUGGACUGAGAAAGAUUUUGUUAACAAUCCCAACAUAGUCGUUUGUGUCCCUAUUGCUGAGGAGGAGAACACAAGUGAGGGUUUUGAGGAUGAUGAUGAACUGAGCUCAUUUACGGACACAGAAUACAGCAAACAGUUUGACAGUGUCAGCUCUUCUGAAGGCAGCACAGUCGAUCUGACAAAUCCUGAGGAUGUUUUGAGGCAGAUUCCAGAAUUUUCUGAAGACUUCAAGACUCCAGAACAAUGUUUUCCAGAAGGUUGUGCUCGACACUUUCGUUGUUGUGUGGGUAGUGCUGCAAACUUUGGAGGAGAAACAUGGUGGAACCUGAGGAAAACCUGCUACCAGAUUGUCGAACACUCUUGGUUUGAAUCCUUUAUCAUAUUCAUGAUUCUUCUGAGCAGUGGAGCCCUGGCAUUUGAAGACAUCCAUUUACAGAAGAGAGGCAGAAUUCAAAUGAUACUGGCAUUUCUUGACAAAAUGUUCACUUUCAUCUUUGUUCUGGAGAUGCUUCUGAAAUGGGUGGCUUAUGGCUUCAAGAAGUAUUUCACCAAUGCCUGGUGCUGGCUGGACUUUCUUAUUGUAGAUGUAAGUUUUGUCUCUUUGAUAAAUCUCUUUGGCAGCUCGUUUGGCCCAAUGAAAUCUCUUAGGACUCUCCGAGCUCUGAGACCCUUAAGAGCAUUGUCACGAUUUGAGGGAAUGAGGGUGGUUGUCAAUGCCCUCCUGGGAGCCAUCCCUUCCAUCAUGAAUGUUCUGCUUGUCUGCCUCAUCUUCUGGCUCAUCUUUAGCAUCAUGGGAGUGAACCUCUUUGCUGGGAAGUUUGGGAAAUGUGUCAACCUGACAGAAGAAGAUUCCAAAUUAAACGACAUGAUCAAAAACAAAUCAGACUGUGAGAAUUACAAUAACACGGGGAAAAUAUUCUGGGUCAAUGUCAAAGUCAACUUUGAUAAUGUUGGCUCUGGCUACCUGGCUCUUCUUCAGGUGGCAACAUUCAAAGGUUGGAUGGACAUCAUGUAUGCAGCAGUAGAUUCACGAGAGAAAGAUGACCAGCCAGAAAUGGAGCACAAUCUGUAUAUGUAUCUCUACUUUGUGGUCUUCAUCGUCUUUGGAUCUUUCUUUACCCUGAACCUCUUUGUUGGUGUUAUUAUUGACAACUUCAAUCAACAAAAGAAAAAGAUAAGUGGGGAAGAUAUCUUUAUGACAGAAGAACAGAAAAAAUACUACAAUGCAAUGAAAAAGUUGGGAUCCAAGAAACCUCAAAAACCCAUUCCGAGACCACUGAACAGAUACCAAGGGUUCCUUUUUGACAUUGUAACAUGCCAAACCUUUGAUGUUGUCAUCAUGGUUCUCAUCUGCCUUAACAUGAUCAUGAUGAUGGUGGAAACCUAUGAGCAAAGUGAAACGAAGACGAAUGUCCUGAACAAAAUCAAUAUACUCUUCGUUGUCAUCUUUACUGCAGAGUGUGUCCUGAAAUUGGUGGCUCUGAGGCAAUACUAUUUCUCAAAUGCCUGGAACAUAUUUGAUUUAGUGGUUGUUAUUAUGUCACUUGUUGCCCUACUGCUUUCUAGCAUCGGCAAAGCAUUUGAGCAUAUCUUACCACCCACACUCUUCAGGGUCAUUCGCUUGGCUCGGAUUGGACGAAUACUGAGACUCAUCCGGGCUGCCAAAGGAAUUCGGACUCUGCUUUUUGCCUUAAUGAUGUCCCUGCCCGCUCUGUUCAACAUUGGCCUCUUGCUUUUCUUGGUCAUGUUCAUCUAUGCCAUUUUUGGCAUGGCUAACUUUGCCUAUGUGAAGAUGGACGAUGGCAUUGAUGACAUGUUCAACUUCCAAACCUUCGCUAACAGCAUGCUCUGUCUCUUCCAAAUCACCACAUCAGCUGGCUGGGAUCUUCUUCUCAGUCCUAUUUUAAACACUGGGCCACCAUACUGUGAUCCAAGCAUACAUGGUACUGUAGGUGAAUGUGGUAAACCUGCCACGGGUAUUAUAUAUUUUGUAAGUUACAUCAUUAUAUCAUUUCUCAUUGUUGUAAACAUGUAUAUAGCUGUUAUUCUGGAGAACUUCAAUGUUGCUACUGAGGAAAGUACAGAGCCUUUAGGGGAAGAUGACUUUGACAUCUUUUAUGAAAUCUGGGAGAAGUUUGAUCCUGAGGCAACUCAAUUUAUAACUUUCUCUGCGCUUUCAGAUUUCGCAGAUGCUCUGGCUGAACCUUUACGUGUACCAAAACCAAACAAAGUUGAACUCACAGCCAUGGACCUGCCUCUGGUCAGUGGGGACAAGAUACACUGCUUGGAUAUCUUGUUUGCUUUUACCAAGAGAGUGUUGGGAGAUUCUGGGGAGUUGGAUACUCUAAAAGUACAAAUGGAGGAGAAGUUCAUGGCUGCCAACCCAUCAAAACAGUCCUAUGAGCCAAUAUCCACCACGCUCAGGCACAGACAGGAGGAAGCCUGUGCCACAGUCAUCCAACGUGCCUACAGGAGUCACCUGCUCCUACGCUCCUUAAAACAGGCUUCUUACCUGUACCACCGCAGAACUUGCAGUGCUGACACUCUGGGAGAGGCUGCUCCAGAGAAUGAGGGGCUUAUUGCAUCUAUGAUGGCUGCAAACUAUGGUAGGAGUCCUAACAAGUCUGAAACUUUGUCCUCAGUAUCCCUUCCUCCAUCAUAUGACAGUGUCACAAGAGAGAGUAGUGGCAAUCUUGUGGUUGAGAAUGAAGAAAUAACAGGUAAUCAGCAAUCUCCAGACAUUAAAUAG
Lepidothrix coronata (blue-crowned manakin) is the source of this 5832-nucleotide messenger RNA. RefSeq names its product sodium channel protein type 5 subunit alpha-like. The record is from RefSeq and is a predicted model, not a curated record. Lineage: Eukaryota; Metazoa; Chordata; Aves; Passeriformes; Pipridae. The coding region runs from base 1 to 5832 and encodes 1943 amino acids. Gene Ontology annotation, cellular component: voltage-gated sodium channel complex; axon; plasma membrane. Gene Ontology annotation, molecular function: voltage-gated sodium channel activity. The transcript has 26 exons. Gene Ontology annotation, biological process: sodium ion transmembrane transport; neuronal action potential; membrane depolarization during action potential.